Polypterus senegalus (gray bichir) is the source of this 2833-nucleotide messenger RNA. RefSeq names its product transmembrane p24 trafficking protein 8 (gene tmed8). Lineage: Eukaryota; Metazoa; Chordata; Cladistia; Polypteriformes; Polypteridae. The record is from RefSeq and is a predicted model, not a curated record. Bases 156 to 1028 code for a protein of 290 amino acids. Gene Ontology annotation, cellular component: Golgi membrane. The transcript has 6 exons.
GGACCGUAUGUUUGCUCGUACACGCGCGGCAGGCUGUUUGGUUUAUGUGAACGCGCUGCGCGUCUCUCGGCAACCCGGUUCGAUCGAGUGCAGAGACUACGAGCCAGCAAGCUACUUCGCCGUCCAUCGGGGCUGUGUUGCCCUGCCCAGCAGAGAUGGAGAAUGAAGAGAUGGAGAAUCUCGACCCAGUCUCAGCAGUGAAUUCCCGUCUGGCUGCUUUGUCUCUCUCUUCAUUUCCAGGAAUCACAUCUGAGAAUUGUCAGCAUCAUUCCCAAGAGAGGCUUCAUCAAGCAGAAAAUUCCCAACUUUCCGUGCAGACUUCUGAGCAGGAGGCACAGCCCUCAGGAGAUGCUGCUUCAAAGCUCUGCAACCAAUCAUCACCUGCCAAGAAUCUUGAAGAAGGAAAAGCACCUACUUGGACUAAUUCAACUCUUAGCCAGAAUGUUCCUGCUGAGUCCGUGUAUCGCUCUGACCCCCUCGCUCUUGAGGCUCGGCUUGCAGCAGAGAGCAUAAAAGAACAACACCCUCCCCUGCAAGUCCCAACUGUCUGGACCUCUCCAGACAUCAAGGAAUUCAAAGCAAAGCUGAGGCACGAGAAAGGCAAAGUCUUGACUGUGUACCGUGGAGAUGUCUUGACGGUCAAUGUCCCCACUGUUCCCGAGGGAAAGCAGGUCUGCUGGGAAUUUGCAACUGACAACUAUGACAUUGGAUUUGGAAUUUAUUUUGACUGGACGCCUGUUGUAAGCAGAGCCAUUACUGUCCAAGUGAGUGAGUCAAGUGAAGAUGAAGAUGAAGAAGAAGAUGUUGAAGGCCCUGUUAGUCCAGGAGAUGUGGAGAAAGGAUCCAAAACUUCACGUAUGUCUCAUCUGGGAGAAAUUUUGCCUGUCUACAGGCAAGACAGCCAUCUGAUGGUGCAGCAUGGGAGCCAUGAAUACCCAGGAGAAGGAACAUACCUCCUGAAAUUUGACAACUCCUACUCACUGUGGAGAAACAAAACUCUUUAUUACAGAGUUUAUUAUAGUGAUUGAGAAGCAAUCUAAGGCUUUUCAAGGACUGCAGAUGACACCGAGAUGUUCCUCUUUCCCGUGUUGUGAUUUCUGUCAGUGUUCCCCCUUUCAGAGGGGUGGCUUCAUGUACUGGUAAUGUGGUUCAUAAGAAAAGUGCAAAUCCAAGUCCUCAGCCUGUGAAUUUCAAAACUACUACAGUUUUGUAAUAGUAGACAGGGAAACCCACAUGUUUGACUUUCCCUAGUGGUUUUUGGGGGAAAAUGAAGCCACUGUAUGGUGUUAAAAAAAACAAACUCUACCCACUCGAAAGCCAACCUUCCAGCCAAAUACUUCACAUCUAUAAUACGCUGGCAGUAUUUGAAUGGUCUGCCCUCAUCAGUGGAUACCCUUCUGUAAGUCAUGGCACCUGAGUUGUGUGAGCUGCAGGAACGUCAGGGGAAAUGUGCUGCUUGACUCAUGGGUACCUCCGAUCUGUAGGAAAAUGUGUAAACGCUUCUGUUAUUUUCUGCAUGGUUAUGAUUGGGUUUCAUAGUCAGCAAUUUAGUAUGCAGGAGGAAAAAAAAAAGAAUUCCUUGUUCAUCUCCUGUGCUGUGACAGAGGGUUUUUAUAAUAAUUUACACUUAAGUAGAGUAUAUUAAAAUGGCAGUCAGUCAUCUGAUUAGAAUUUUAGGGUGCCUGCAUUAGGAAGCUACCAACUUAUUGGUUUAGCAUCAUCAGCCCAGUGCUGCAGGUUCAUUAUGAACAACAUGUCUGAAAAGGAUGAGGAAAUAGAAGGCACCUAGGAAAAGAAAUGAGAAAAUAUUGGUAUUAAUUAUAAAAUAGUUGACUUUUUGAGAUGAAAGACAAGGCUGUAGUGGCUUAAUUCAGGGAGGCUGUUGAAUCUGGAGAAUCUGUAAUUCAAUUAUAUCAUUGAUCAGUGAGCCGAGACACAAGUCAGACGUGUUUUAUUUGGGCUUUGUGCAAACUCUCUGGUGCUCAUCUCGCCUGUGAUGUUACUGUGAGGAUGGCCUUUUCUUUUGAACGGAAUGUAUAUUUACUGUGUACGACAAUCACUGCUUUUCUCACCACGUGCAGCCUCAUUUCCUUUUGUCCAAUAUACUGUGUUUCCAGUAGCAUGAAAACCAUUACAAACCUAUGCACACAUUUACACUGACACGUUUAUGAUGUACUCUGACGCAGACACACACAUUCUGUAAUGUUUAGAAAUUCACUCCUGCUGAUUUGCACAGCAAAUUCCCAGACACACACACACGCACACGCACGCACACACAUGCACACAGAUCAUUUCAGAAUCACUAGGCCCACAAGCGUGUCUGGGCUGCACACAUUUUCAGGUUGUAUAUACGAUAUGGUGGUCCAGGUGACACAGGUGUCUUUUCCAAGUGAAGUAAGCGUUGUGCUCAAGCCAAAAAACAUUGAAAUUGUUACAUGGAUAACUGCAGAUUUAUUUCUUUUUAAAGAUGAUAGUUUACAACAUCACCAGCAGAUAUGAGAUUUUUAAUUGUAUCAUAGUGAAGGCAGAUCUGUGAUUUUUAUUAAAUGUGGAAACAAAGUAUACUGAGAUAAUAUUUUCUAAGUGGGUACUGAAUGUCAAUGUUUGUAGCAAAAACUAUAAAAUUCAGAUCAUUUUUUUUAUAAAACCAUGUACUUGCACUAAUGAUUGUAGUACAUAUUAACUAGUAAUGAAAAAUUGUAAUAUAUAUAUAUAAUGAAUCUGUCAAUGGAGUUUGUUUUCUUGACCCUCUAAUGGAUCAGAGGUUUCUGUCACUGGUCCCUAAAUGACUCCUGAUGUCUUUUAACAAAAUAAACUGUGUGAUGCCAACUAA